Messenger RNA from Brettanomyces bruxellensis, 1551 nucleotides. RefSeq lists its product as uncharacterized. Bases 1 to 1551 code for a protein of 516 amino acids. The record is from RefSeq and is a predicted model, not a curated record. NCBI's taxonomy places the organism in Eukaryota, Fungi, Ascomycota, Pichiomycetes, Pichiales, Pichiaceae. The transcript has a single exon. Gene Ontology annotation, biological process: biosynthetic process. Gene Ontology annotation, molecular function: L-alanine:2-oxoglutarate transaminase activity; pyridoxal phosphate binding.
AUGUUGUCACUUAGAACUGUAAUCACAACAAAAAACUUAGGUCUCACCAGGAGCCUGAUGGGUAUUUCCAUGAGGUACUCAUCCACGCUGAAGAAUGUUGCUGCAACAGGCCCUGCUCCAAAGCUCACCACUUCAGAUUUGAAUCCUUACGUUCGUUCCGCAAAGUAUGCUGUUAGAGGCCGUAUUCCAGCCAAGGCCGAAGAGCUUAAGAAGCAAUUGGCUUUAGAUCCAAGUUCGCUUCCAUUCAAAAAAGUGAUUAAUGCCAACAUUGGAAACCCACAGCAGUUAGAUCAGCAGCCUUUGAGCUUCUACAGACGGGUUCUUGCACUUAUUGAAGAUCCUGAACUUCUUUCCAACAAAACUGUCAUCAGCACAUUUCCAAAGGAUGUGGUCAAGAGGGCCCAAGAAUUGUUGGAGUGCGUCAAGUCUGUUGGUGCAUACUCCAAUUCUCAGGGUAUAUCUGUUGCCAGAAAGCACGUUGCCGAGUACAUCUCCAAGAGAGAUGGUUAUCCAUCAAAUGCUGAUGACAUAUUUUUAACCGCUGGUGCCUCUACCGCAGUUCAGUACUUGAUUCAACUGUUGUCAAACGGUCCAAAAACGGGCUUUCUCAUUCCGAUCCCACAGUAUCCACUUUACACGGCUGCAAUUGCAUUAAACAACACAGUUCCUUUACCUUACUAUUUACAGGAGGAGCAAGACUGGUCAGUUGAUUCAGAUGAGAUUGUUGGAGUGAUUGAGAAAGCCAUCUCUCAGGGUAUAAAGCCACGCUGUCUUGUUGUGAUCAACCCGGGAAACCCAACAGGAGCCAUCUUGAAGCCUGAGGCACUUGCCAAACUUUUCCAGAUUGCCGCAAAGUAUGGAAUACUGGUGAUUGCAGAUGAGGUGUACCAGGAAAACGUCUACAGAGGUGAGUUUGUGUCCGCAAAGAAGGUUCUUCGUGACAUUCAGGCCACGGACAAGUCUGGAUUUUAUGAUAAUGUCCAACUUGCAUCUCUACAUUCCACCUCAAAGGGUUUGAGUGGUGAAUGUGGACACAGAGGUGGAUACAUGGAGCUUGUUGGAUUGGAUCCUUCUGUGAAGGCGGAGCUUCUCAAGCUUGCAUCUAUCUCUUUAUGUGGACCUGUCACAGGACAGUCGUUAGUUUCGCUAAUGGUGAAUCCACCACACAAAGGUGAAGAGUCAUACGAUCUUGAUCAGCAGCAAAGGAGGAAAGUGUACAAUGACUUGGCAACAAGAGCCAAAAAGCUCUAUGAAUCAUUCAAUGAGAUGGAAGGUGCUUCGUGCAGAAAUCCUAUGGGAGCCAUGUACUGUUUCCCUAAGCUUGAGCUACCCGAAAAGGCUAUUGCUGAGGCCAAGAAGCAGAACAUGACGCCAGACACAUUCUAUGCCGAGCAGUUACUACUUAGCACUGGUAUUUGCACAGUUCCAGGGUGCGGGUUUGGUCAGAAAGAAGGAACUUAUCACGUUCGUACUACAUUCUUGCCUCCGGGAACGCAGUGGAUUGACGACUGGAAGAAAUUCCAAAGCAAAUUUAUGAAGGAGUUCAGCUAG